Molecule: messenger RNA, 4127 nt
Organism: Spodoptera litura
Lineage: Eukaryota; Metazoa; Arthropoda; Insecta; Lepidoptera; Noctuidae
Gene: stl
Product: ADAMTS metallopeptidase stall
Biological process (GO): proteolysis; extracellular matrix organization
Cellular component (GO): extracellular matrix
Molecular function (GO): metalloendopeptidase activity
Source: RefSeq, a predicted model, not a curated record
GCGAAACCACGCGAACUGCCGCUCGCUACCACGCGGUAACCACCGGCACCAUAAAUAAUACGAUACUUAUAUCGUUCGAAUAAAAACUUCUUUCAAAUAGGCUGUAAGCAUGUAAACCUUUGCCUAAAUUUUUUAAGUCACUGCAUCUGUCAUUGAAGGCGGGAAAAUAUAAAAAAAGAUGGCGGAUUUUUUAGACAAUUGUUAUUUUUAAAGUUUUUUGUUUUAUAUAAAAUGUGAAGCUUUUUUAUUUGUUAGUUCGUGUGUUUAUGUAAAUAUGGUGAUGUACUGGAGGAAAGUGAUUUUGGCGGCUGCCUUGUCGUCUAUUUUGGAUGUCAGCAGUGAACAAUUUGGAAAUGACGAUCACUCGAAGCAGCUACUAGAGCACCUGACUGAAUCAGAAAAAAUAUUCCUAUUUGGUGCCAACCCUAGCGAAGCACAAUUCGAAGUAGCACAUCUCAAGCAGCCAAAACGUCGUAAACGCUCACUACUAUACGACAACCAGGAUCUAGUCGGGCUGAAAAAGCACCUGGACAUCAAAUUAAGUCCCAGGAACAGUUUCCUGGACCCUCAGUUCCUGUUGAUGAAGAGGUGGUCCAAUAACACAGAAGUGGUGUUGGAUCAGCAUGCUGAUGAAGAAGUGGACUUGUGUUAUUAUAAGGGAGAUAAUGCAGCGUUGUAUGUUUGUGAUGAUGUGAGAGGAUUAGUGAGAUCCAACGACACUUACUACUUCAUACAUCCACUGCCAGACAGAUUUCACGAUGACCACGCGAAAGCACACGUGAUCGUGAAAAAACAAAUGAAUGAAAACAAAGAUCAAGACGACUCAUGUAUAGAAAGAGAUAAUAUAAUCGAUGACCCACAACCAGCAACCACAUGGAAAAAACACAGAAGAAAACGAGAAGCCCCAAGCAAUGUAAAUAAUAAUUUAGAAGGCUUCAAAGUAAAUUUAGCACAUAGAAAUAAAACUAUUACAGAUUUUAUACAAAAACUAUCGAAUGGUGCGCCAAGGCAACGAAGGGCGAUACUGCCAGCUGUUUUUGUGGAAACAGCAGUAUUUGUAGAUAGAGACUUAUACAAACACAUGACAAUAAAUUUCCCGAAAGACACAGAAAGGGAAUUAGUGAGAUUCGUGCUAGCCAUGAUAAAUGCAGUACAAUUGAUCUACCACGAUCCUUCAUUGGGUAGACCAGUGAAUUUCAUAUUGAAAAGACUGGAGAUUCUACACGAAGACCCAGCUAAUUUGAAAAGACCGCAUGAUAUAGACAGGUUUCUUAGUAACUUUUGCACUUGGCAAAGACUAGAGAAUCCUCCUGGAGAUAAUGAUCCGUUACAUUGGGAUCAUGCGCUGAUACUGACUGGAUUAGACCUGUAUGUUGUUAACAAGAAUGGUAAAGUUAGCAGUCAAGUUGUGGGAUUGGCCCCAGUAGCUGGAAUGUGCACUGUCACUAGCAGUUGUACCGUCAACGAAGGACGACACUUUGAAAGUGUCUACGUUGUUGCACAUGAAAUUGGACACAAUCUUGGUAUGCGUCACGAUGGACCGCUGGCCGACAACGGCUGUGACCCGAGCGCGUACAUCAUGAGCCCUACGCUUGGUAGUGGUAAGAUCACCUGGUCGCAAUGCAGCAAGAACUAUCUUCAGAAGUUUUUAGACACAGUACAAUCGCGAUGUCUCCUAGACCACGGAAACUCAGCCGGCCAGUUGGAUCACAGCGCUGAAGGAAUUCUACCUGGGGAAAGAUUUGACGCCGACCAACAAUGUAUGCUAAAGUAUGGACGAGGCAGCAGACAUUCGGGAGCUCAGAGCCUGGAAGAUAUUUGUAGGGACCUUCACUGUCAACGUGAGAGGUAUACCUGGACUUCGCAUCCAGCUCUAGAAGGAACACGGUGUGGCGAGGACAUGUACUGCAGAGGAGGGGAAUGCGUGGAACGUGAAGGGUCUACAGUAGUCAGAGGAGCUUGGGGUCGCUGGUCUGGCUGGUCGGAGUGUGCGUCAGCCUGCCUCGUGGAUGACACGCAUGCACCGGCUGCUGCAGGAGUCGCUGUUGCUACUCGACGAUGCAAUAGAGCAAGACAUGAAAAUGGAAAAAAUCACUGCGUAGGACACGACAAGAAGUACCAAUCGUGUCAUGCUCAGCAGUGCAGUAAUGUACCGAGAAUGACAGUGCGGGAGUUCGCCGACCAAAUCUGUCUGAGGGCCCGUGAUGUUGAUCCGGACCUCAUUGGAACUGGACUGCAGAGAAUCGAUUCUGAUGAUGUGAGCAGUGCAUGUGCAGUUUGGUGUGAUACUCGUGGCGGGGGCUAUAAGUCCCGUGGUUGGAGUCUACCAGAUGGUACAGCCUGCUCUAAUGUCUCACCUAUGUUUUGCAUCAGUGGUAUUUGUCAAAAAUUCACAUGCUCAUCGAACCCGGACACAGAGUUUUCGUUGAAGCCAAGUGACUGCGAAUGGGAAGCAUUGAGAACAGCCACGCCACCAACGACAUCGACCAAGACAUCAGGCACAUGGCGUCGUGCAGUAGGUGGACAGUGGCGUCCAGCCUCAGGCUGCCACUACCACUGCAUCUCGCCAGGUGCCGGAGUCAGGCUCGUCACUACCACCACCAGGGACCGACCUUUGACUAGCAUACAGUUAUGUUCUCCUGAUAGUAGACCUGAUUCUGGGUGUACCCAAAGAAAAUCACCCUACCAAUAUGCAACUAUGGUAUGUACCAAGUACAAGGACAGAGUGAGGAGGCUAUCCGGAUUGGGCAUGCAAAUAUCACCAGCUUUGGAGGAUCCGGACCGUCCGUGUCGCAUAGCGUGCCAGGACGAACGCGUCUCCCAUCGGUUCUACCUAGUCAAUGGACAUGAGGGAUGGUUCCCGCUGGGAACGUCGUGUGGGAAGAGAAAUGCUUCCUACUGCGUUAGUGGAAAAUGCUUGGAAUUCGGUCCAGACAACACCCCGGUGUCGGAGAUGGUGUUCACGCUGCCCCUGCUCGGCCGCGGCGCCAACGUCAGCGUCUCCUGGCGCACCUCGCGCUCUACCGGGCCCCCGCCCGCCCCGCGCUCCGGGCGACACCGCCGCAGUCUGCGCCCGCAGCGGGGCACUGUCAAGGCUAGCCUCGACCAGACUCACCUCGACGACAUUAUUGCUAGACUUAAUUUGACACACAACCUGAACGACCACAUAACCUACUUCGACACUAUACCGGAGCACAUCGAGCUGGACUUCAACAACCCGAUACACAUCGCGCCAGAAGACACACUGCUUAGGAAGAAACCUAGACCAACGUGGGACUGAACUUAAAAGAACUUCUUAUAAGACCAAUUUAGAGCCUAUACGUAAUAAAUGUCGCCUUUAAAACUACAAUGGCGCCUUUAAGACUACAAAGGUGUCUUUAAAGCUACAAUGGCGCCUUUAAAACUGCAAUGGCGCCUUUAAGACUACAACGGUGUCUUUAAAGCUACAAUGGCGCCUUUAAAGCUACAAUGUCGCCUUUAAAACUGCAAUGGCGCCUUUAAGACUACAACGGUGUCUUUAAAGCUACAAUGGCGCCUUUAAAGCUACAAUGGCGCCUUUAAAACUACAAUGGCGCCUUUAAAACAACAAUGGCGCCUUUAAAACUACAAUGGCGCCUUUAAAACUACAAUGGCGCGUUUAAAACUAAAAUGGCGCCUUUUUGAGAAGAACUAAACAUAAAUAAUUACAUUCUAUGACAAUACCAAUUAGAGUGGAAAUGCAAAGACUAAACUAGCCUUAUAAAGACAAAUUUGUGUUUCUUCUAUAAGGUUUGUUCUAUAUACAAUUAUUUAUUAAUGUUUUGUGUACAUUAUUGUCUGUUGUAUAGACUUUUUAAAAGAACAACUUUUUCUAGAAAGACCUGAAUUAAGCCAAAUAAAAUAUAGAAACUUGAAGUUUUCUUAUCGAAGGCAUUAUUUUCCAGUACUAUGAAAGAACAAAAUUUGUACAAAUAUACCUGUACAAAGUACAUGAAUUUGUAUAAUUGCAAUUUUACUCUUUGCGCAUUCAACGCUUUACUUAUUAGACCAGUUCGCGAUUGACCGUACAAGUGUGCACACAAGUCAUUUUAAUAUCAAGUAUUGUUUUAAUAAAUUUCUAUAUUUCAACAAGUUUUAUUUAUCAAGAU